AUUUUCAAAUUUUUGUUUUUGGUUAACCAAAAAAAGUAAAAGUUGAAAAGAGAGCCAAAAAAUCAAUCAUCACAAUGGAGAACGGUAAUUACAACAGUGCAGAAUUCGGUUGGGAAUAUGGUGCUGGGGCUGGUGGUCAGCCACAAGGUCAGAUGCAGAUGAAUCAGGGAGGACGUGGACAGGGCGGCUACAGUGGACAACAAUGGCUGCAUUCGAAUCAGGGAAAUACCUACAAUUAUCAACAGAGGGCCAUGUCGCAGAAUGGUAGAAAUGGAGGUAUGGGAGCAGAAUCAAGUCCCUUUUCGAGCUAUAACGAUGCCAUGAUGCAGGCAUAUACGGAUUUCGGUGGCAAAGAUAUGUUUUCCAUGCAAGGAGAAUCUAUUAAUAUGGGCUCCAUGGAUAGUGGAAUGAGCGGUAAUGCUAUGGCUAUGGGCAUGGGAGGUGGUAGCAGUACCCGUAAUGGUCUGGGAGGUGGCAAUCCCCGUAAUGGUAUGGGAGGCGGCAAUGCCCAACGUUCAUACGGUGGCUACUCCAAUAAUGGUUUGGACAAUCCUCGCCAGCAAUAUGGGCAAGGACAAAGUCAAAACCAGGGUUGGUUUUGAAAAAAGUGCUGCUCUUACAAUCAUUGUAUGUAAAUUGGACCAAAAAUCAAACUUGAAAACUACAAAAUUCUUUCAGUCACACUGACCGUUUAUACAAACCAAUAAAUUAUGUACGCUAGACAUCAAAA
This is a messenger RNA of Drosophila willistoni, 730 nucleotides long. Its product is annotated as keratin, type I cytoskeletal 9. NCBI's taxonomy places the organism in Eukaryota, Metazoa, Arthropoda, Insecta, Diptera, Drosophilidae. The record is from RefSeq and is a predicted model, not a curated record. The coding region runs from base 75 to 602 and encodes 175 amino acids. The transcript is spliced from 3 exons.